Messenger RNA from Penicillium longicatenatum, 1791 nucleotides. RefSeq names its product bZIP transcription factor. Bases 1 to 1791 code for a protein of 596 amino acids. Lineage: Eukaryota; Fungi; Ascomycota; Eurotiomycetes; Eurotiales; Aspergillaceae. Gene Ontology annotation, biological process: regulation of DNA-templated transcription. The record is from RefSeq and is a predicted model, not a curated record. Gene Ontology annotation, molecular function: DNA-binding transcription factor activity. The transcript is spliced from 2 exons.
AUGGCGACCCUCGCUGAGCACCCGAUACACUCCAACGCCUCUCCCAUGCCGACCAUGCCCACAAGCUACGACCAAGAACUUGACUCCUUUAUCAACUUCGACCAGCUCGCCUACUCGUCCGCCGACGCUGCCCGCCCUAAGGUCGCCUUGGCCAGCCAACCCUCGGUCGCAAGCACAGAUUUCAGCACCAGUGAUGCCCGGAGUGCUAGCUUCGCUUCCAGUGGACAAUCACCAAUCGCCUUCCAAGCCCCAAGCCAUCACUACGAAGAACAUCGUCAGCAGACUGGUCUGCCCCCCGGUGCCUUGUCGAUGACCUACAACCAACAACAAGUGGCACACCCUAUGAGCUUCAACGGAACCCCCGGCUUCCAGGUGAACGGAGACAUGUACACCCAGAUGAAGCGGGAGGAGGCUCCUUUCGACUUCAACGCUGCCCCGACCCGAAACCCAUCUGAGAUGGACAUCGAGUCCGAUGGUAUCAACUCCACCCCUUACUACUUCUCGACAAACCCCGGCAACAAGAGCCAAUACGUCGAUCCCAAUGCUCUCGGAGGCCAUGAGCUGGCUCAGGCUGGUCCGUCUACGCAGGUGGGUCGCAUGUACCCUGGUAUGCAUCAGCAGCAGGCUGCGAUGGCCAAGGCAGCCCAACAACAGAAGCACAACGAGAUGGUCCGCCACCAGAUGCAGCAGCGCCGUGUCGAGGAGGCCCCUACCCCCAUGCCCAGCCGUGGUCCCCGUAACCCCGACCCCGUCGUCGAGGAGCGCAUUUCUCGUCUCUUGCAGCAGAUGCGCGCUAAUGCCGUUGCUGCCGGCGAGGCUUCUCCUUCCCCCUCGUCUGGUCUUCCCCAGAUGGCCAAGGCCCGUAAGGAUGAGGCUGAUAUGGAUGAGGAUGAGCGUCUCCUGGCUUCCGAGGAGGGUAAGAAACUGAGCAGCAAGGAGCGCCGCCAGCUUCGCAACAAGGUUUCUGCUCGUGCUUUCCGCUCCCGUCGCAAGGAGUACAUUGGCCAGCUUGAGAGUGAAGUUGCCGCUCGCACCAACGAGGCCCACGAGGCUCGCCUCCAGAACCGUGCUCUUUACGAGGAGAACGCUCGCUUGAACGACCUGGCUCGAAUGCUUUUGGGAUCGCCUCACUUCGCCAACUUCCUGAACGAGAUGCCUGACAGUGUCCCUCCUCAGGUUCAGGCUCACCAGCAACCCCAGCAGCAGCCCCAGCAAGCGCCCGUGCCCAAGGAGGCCGCUGCUCCUCGGCCCCAAGAAUUCCAGAUGCAGCAACACCCCCAGCCCAACAUGGUCAUGGUCCCCAACCAGGGCAUGGAUGCCUCUAUGCUGAACAGCGGCUGGAACUCUGGAAUCGACAUGAACUACGGCAACACCCCCGUCUUUGCUGUUCUUGAGGUUCCCGAGGGUCCUGCUCUCGACUCUGAGGUUUUGUCUGGCAAGUCCUCGUCUAUCGGGUCAUCAGAGCCCGCCAAGGAUGAGGCUCCUGUCUUCGACCGCCCCGAGGGCGAGGCCGUGACUCAGAAGUCUGACAUCGGUGUUGCCAACCCCGAUGUUGAGAUUGACGAGUCUGACCCUGCCUUUGCUCUCUUUGUUGACUCUCCCGUGUCCUCUGCUCCUUCUGAUGAUCUUGUUUUCGAGGGUGUCCAGUCUGAGAAGUCGGUUCCCCACUACGAGCUUGUUGUGGAUGCCGCUCAGGCUUCCGCCGUCGCUCAUGCCCGCUUCAACUCCCUCUGCUCUAGCAUCGAAGCCGCCUUUGACCGGGUGUCCAUUGUCACAUCCCACCUCCAGUGA